AUGGACGUCGAAUUCGGCCAAUCUCACAGCCCUUUCACCUUCCCUAACUUCAACAACGGUGACGUUCUCAUCUCCAUCCCCCCCAGCGAAAUCUACCAUCUUCAUGCAGACGUCUUGAGACGCUGCUCUCCCCGGUUCAUGGGAAGACUACUCGCGCAAGAGCAUGCAGCGAAUCUAGCCAAAGCUGCCGAACGGGCUGGCGCGAAGACGCGAUUCAAGCUUGAGUUGGAGCAGUCUCGGGAUCAUCCGAAUGGGAUUUUUGAUGUUGAUAGAUAUGGCCGCGCAACUCUGAGUAGCAUGAGCCCACAUGAUUUUCUGAGCAGUAUCUACGAAACAGCCAUCACGCAACACACAAUAGACUGCUGGAGAAACCUCUUUGGCACAUUCUACAACGUCGAGCCGGACCUCAAAGGCUCUACCCUUCAAACAGUUCUCGAGAAGUGCGUGCGUCUGAUGGACACCGCCGAAAGCAUCGACGCUGCCGUGGCUGUGCGUCCUCAUGUGGACAAUGCCCUCGUGCGCCAGGGCCAGUUGCUCUACCGGUCAAUUCUGGCGAGUCCGAUCCAGUGGGGGAAUCUGGCGUUGCGGGUUCAUUCGCCAACGAUCUUUAACGACGCAGUCAUCCAUUUGGUGGGAAAGUGGAACGCGCUGGUCAAAAAGGACAAGAAAGAUAUGGAUCCUCGGCUGGGCGCCGUUUGCGAACGCAAAGCAGCAGAACUGUACAGGAUCAAAGGUGCGGCUGAGAUGCGUGUUGCUGGGCAUAUCCCAUCGGAUUGCUGGCGACGCGCAGAUUGA
This is a messenger RNA of Talaromyces rugulosus, 795 nucleotides long. RefSeq lists its product as uncharacterized. The coding region runs from base 1 to 795 and encodes 264 amino acids. NCBI's taxonomy places the organism in Eukaryota, Fungi, Ascomycota, Eurotiomycetes, Eurotiales, Trichocomaceae. The record is from RefSeq and is a predicted model, not a curated record. The transcript is spliced from 2 exons.